Pneumocystis carinii B80 is the source of this 736-nucleotide messenger RNA. RefSeq lists its product as hypothetical. The transcript has 3 exons. Gene Ontology annotation, cellular component: EMC complex. The record is from RefSeq and is a predicted model, not a curated record. The coding region runs from base 29 to 736 and encodes 235 amino acids. Lineage: Eukaryota; Fungi; Ascomycota; Pneumocystomycetes; Pneumocystales; Pneumocystaceae.
UAUAGACAUUUUUCAUCGAAAUAACAAUAUGAAAUUUCAAGUUUUGUAUAUUUUUUUAAUUCUUGCAAAACUUGUCCUUUCAAUAGAGUUGAAAGGAUCUAUUAUUCCUAAUGCAUAUCUAUCAUCACCAAAACACCUGCCUUCUUCUACUGUUAUUUUAUUGUCAUCAGCAAAUAUCUUAAAAAGAACACAUUUAACAUCUAGAGGGGACUUUUCUAUUAAAAAUGUCACAGAAGGCUCUUAUUUAUUAGAAGUCGUAUGCUCUACACAUCUAUUUGAUCCAUUAAGAGUGGAUAUUUCUUUGAUUAAAAAAACUCAAACAAAUGAAAUAGAUUUAUCUGCUGAAAAAGAUUCAGAAACCUCAUAUUUAGAACUAAUUAAAGUAUAUAAAGUAUACAGGGGUAAUAAAUGGGAUGAUUUUGGUCCUAAAAUGCCAUAUCCAAUUCAGUUUAGUCCUGUAGGAGUUCAAUCUUAUGAUGUCAAAAAGGGUUCUUCAAAGAUUCUAUUACUUAAAAAUCCCAUAAUUCAAUUAUCUAUUAUAGCAAUAAUUAUUUUAUUUGUUUUCCCAAAACUAAUGGCUACAGUGGACACAGAACAAUUAAUGGAAUAUCAACGGGUGCAGGCACAAAGAAAAGAAAGAGGCCACUCAAAUGAAGCUCAAUCUUUUGAUAUGGCGUCAUGGCUUUCUAAUAAAACACUUAAAAAUUCAGAGUUACAGAAAAACAAAAAGAAUUAA